AACAGGACGAUCGACGACUACUACGGCGACUCCGCGACGCGUGCGCUGCCGGUGUACUCGGACGGCUGGAACUACGGGCCUGCGUGCCCCGGAUGCUUCGUCCAGCCCGACGUCAAGAUGACCUUCGACCAGUCCUGGCACGACACGACCGUGUCGGUGUACAGUGCUCCGGAGAACAUAUCGCUCUCGUUCACCGGCACGGCUGUCUGGGUGUACGGCGUCGUGCCGAACUACGUGCGCGCCGCGAACACGCUCGUGAACGUGACGUUCGAACUGGACGGCGCGCCCGCGGGGGCGUACACGCACGUCCCGUCGACCGCGGCGGACUACAUGUACAACGUGACGCUCUACCGCGCGACCGCGCUCGCGAACACGCCGCACACGCUCGUGAUGACGCCGCAGGGGACGGCGCAGGCGUCGUACCUCGCGUUCGACUGGGCGCAGUAC
Messenger RNA from Fomitopsis serialis, 447 nucleotides. RefSeq lists its product as uncharacterized. The annotation marks the transcript as partial. NCBI's taxonomy places the organism in Eukaryota, Fungi, Basidiomycota, Agaricomycetes, Polyporales, Fomitopsidaceae. The transcript has 2 exons. The record is from RefSeq and is a predicted model, not a curated record.